This is a messenger RNA of Zingiber officinale, 2389 nucleotides long. RefSeq names its product scarecrow-like protein 3. Gene Ontology annotation, cellular component: nucleus. The transcript has a single exon. The coding region runs from base 734 to 2092 and encodes 452 amino acids. Gene Ontology annotation, molecular function: sequence-specific DNA binding; DNA-binding transcription factor activity. Gene Ontology annotation, biological process: regulation of DNA-templated transcription. Lineage: Eukaryota; Viridiplantae; Streptophyta; Magnoliopsida; Zingiberales; Zingiberaceae. The record is from RefSeq and is a predicted model, not a curated record.
AGCCCCGUCCGUCCCCAUCCUUUGUCGCCACCUCGAUCGUCCUCCUCCCUUUGUCUUCUUCCACUCCCCUCGUGAUAAAUCCUCUGGCGAAUCCUCACGCUGCUCGCUACUCGCCAGUGGCGGACGCUUGCGCCCCGCCCGCGUGAGACAAAACCCCACAAGGAGUCCGCUUUUGUUUCUUACUCGAUCCCCUUGGCGGCUUCCGCGGCCACCGAAUAAAGCGGCCGACGAUUGCGACGCCAGGAAAGCGAGGCAACGCAACAUCCUUCCGAAUGCAGACACCGAAGCGAUCGCGGACAAAAAGGCUUCGCUUUUGUCCUUCCAACCUCGAUCUUCUUUCUUUCCUUCCCAAUCCGCCCCCCAAUUCUUCUACCUGUCCGUGCGAUUUGUGUGGUCGCGGAGGUGGGAGAGAGUCGUUGCGUAUCUUAGCAAAUCUCCGCGGAGAAGGACGUGUUCCAGGUGAAGAAAUCGCUUUUUUGGACCGGUUUGAUGGAGAAAGGGGCCUCCUUUGUAUGCUUUUGAAUCGAUCUUCUUCUUCUUCUUCUUCUUCUCCUCCUCCUCCUCCUCCUCUUGUGUCGCCGGAGCUAGCUUUGGCGGGAGAAGAUAGAUAGAGAGGAUCGAUCGAGAAAGGCGGCUGAUUUGCGCGAUUUUUUUAGUCGAUUUGAGUUGUUGAGGUUUUCUGCGAUUGUUUUCUGUAAGUUUGGAUCUAGUUCGCUGUCGGCAGCCGGUAAAAAUGGCGCCUUUGGUGGGCAACGUGCCGGUCCAGGAGGACGGCUCGUCCUCGGUGUCUUCUUCGCCCCUCAAGACCUUUUCGUUGAUGUCUAUUCCGCCGCCGUCGCCCUACUCGCCGUGGCUGCACGAGCUCAAGUCCGACGAGCGGGGCCUCUGCCUGAUCCACCUCCUCCUCAACUGCGCCAACCACGUUGCCGCCGGCAGCCUCGACGGCGCCAACGCCUUCCUGGAGCAGAUCGCGCUGCUGGCCGCUCCCAACGGCGACGCGAUGCAGCGCAUCGCCUCCCACUUCUCCGAGGCGCUCGCGCGGCGCGCCCUCCGCCAGUGGCCGGGUCUCUACCACGCCCUUGACUGCGUUCACCCCGUCGCGGAGGCAGCCGCCGCCCGCCGCCACUUCUUCGAUCUUUGCCCCUUUCUCCGCGUCUCCUACGUCGUCUCCAACCAAGCGAUCAUGGAGGCGAUGGAGGGGGAGAAGGUGGUGCACAUCGUCGACCUCAACGCCUCCGACCCCACGCAGUGGCUCUCCCUCCUCCAGGGGCUGAGAGCGCGGCCCGAGGGCCCGCCGCACCUCAAGAUCACCGGCGUCCACGAGCACCGCGAGCUUCUCAACCACGCCGCCGUCUGCCUCUCCGAGGAGGCCGAGCGGCUCGACAUCCCCUUCCAAUUCAACCCGGUCGCCACCAAAUUGGAAAACCUCGACGUCGAGACCCUCCGCGUCAAAACAGGGGAGGCGUUGGCCAUCGGCUCUGUCCUCCAGCUCCACACCCUUCUCGCCACCGAGGCAGUUCAACAAGAGGCGCCAGCGCCGGUCGGCCAGCAGCUGACGAUGGGAGAGUGCCUCGACAAGGACCACAGCUCGAUCAGCGACUCGGCAAUGCCGUCGUCGCCAGCGGAGAGCUUCCUGGCCUCGUUGUGGGGGCUGUCGCCCAAGGUAAUGGUGGUGACGGAGCAGGAGGCUGACCACAACGGCAGCGCCCUGAUCAAGCGGUUCGUCGAGGCGCUGUUCUAUUACGCGGCGCUGUUCGACUGCCUCGACUCCACAGCCGCGCGGUCGUCGGUGGAGCGGCUGAGGCUGGAAAAAGUGCUGCUGGGGGAGGAGAUCAAGAACAUCAUCGCCUGCGAGGGGCUGGAGAGGAAGCAGCGGCACGAGAAGCUGCAACGGUGGGCGCGGAGGCUCGACGCCGCGGGCUUCGGGCCUACCCCCCUCAGCCACUGCGCGCUCCUGCAGGGCCACCGCCUGCUGCCGAACUUCGGGUGCAAAGGGUACAAUCUGAGGGACGACGGCGGUUACUUGAUGAUGUCCUGGCAUGACCGCCCUCUCUUCUCUGUUUCAGCUUGGAAAUGCAACGGAUUCCGUUGAAUUUCAUUUCUUCUUUUUUCCUUUUUCCUCCCCUUCUUCUUUCUUUUUAUUCUACUUCUUCUUUGUUGUCGUUCUUGUUCUUCGAUUUCUUCUUCUUUCUCAUCCUUCUUCCUUCUCUUCUUCUUCGUCGUCAUUCAUCUUCUUCUUCCUUUCCCUCUUUCAAUUCUUCCUCUGUGCAUGCACAUAGAUGUUUUUGCUCUUGUGAUGUUAAUUCACAAACCAUUUGGAACAGAUUGUUGUGUCUUUCCAUUUGUUUCUCAUUAGAUUAAAAUCUCAACAGCAUGAUUUUGUGUGACA